AUCCCAGGAACUAGUCUAUUGUUUCUCUCCUUUGCAUUUCUGACCCUCAAUUGGACUGUUAUUUUCUGGUUGACUUAAAUCCAUCUUCGAGCAGCCAUGUAGUACCUCCGCAUUACCUCGUUCUCAAGGGGGAGUCCUCAAAGGUUGAACAGUACCUAGUUUCAACGCUUACUGCAGUACAGCUCAUAAAAACACCAUGGCUAAUGAUAAACAAGAUGACAACUGGAGCCAACAGGUAAUCAGCGACAACAUAGGAAAUUAUCCUCCUGUUCACACGGGAUCUCCAUUCGCGAUAGUGCCAACAGAAGGAAAGGGCUUGGGCGUCUUUGCAACUAGAGAUUUGGACACCGGAGACGAAAUCCUCGUGGAGAAAGGGAGUCUCUGGUGCAGUGAUACUCAAUACCUUGAGGACCGUGCCUCACAACUCAUCCAAAACUUCGGAACACUAGACGAGCAAGUACAAAUUGAGUAUCUCAAACUACAUUCCGCCCCAAACCCUACUGAGGUACAAGCACUACAUGAAUACUUUAAAACAAGUAUCCUUCCAGGUGACGAUCCACAUUCCCAGGAAACACUCCGGAAAUAUAUUCUCGUGUGUAGGAUCUACAACGCCAAUUCUUUCGAAAUCGAGCCUUCGAAACGAGAUGAAUCGGGACACAAAGUCCCAGCCCAGUCCGCUGUCUUCAUUGAGGCGAGCAGAUUCAACCACUCAUGCGACCCCAACUUAUGGUAUCAUUGCGAUACUACAAGAGGCUAUUUCCGUGCCACGGCUUCCCGGCCUAUCGAAACGGGUGAGGAGCUGACCAUCAACUAUAUCCCAGUCCUGCCCGUCAGAGCCGACCGAUUGAGGGACCUAAAGAUGAGAUGGGGGUUCGAUUGCAGAUGUAACGUUUGCGACGGGUACAGUAUAAAAUUUGACCGGUAUAUUGCACAAGCCGAGAAGUCACAGAACAGGCUCGCGCAGACAGAACGAAAGAACCCAGAGCCAAAAGAUACCUCCCUUCAUAACGUGACCCUUUUUGAGAGACGUGUGAUGACACUCAAGAAACUUCACUGGGCCCCAGAGUUAUUCUUUGCAGAAGAAAAAUGUGUACGCCUUUACAUAGAGUGUUAUAAACACUUCUUAGCAAAAGGCAAGAACCUCGACGCUAUACACUUCCUUUGGUGCGCUGAUGAGAUGGCCGAAGAAGCCAUUGAUCUCGGGAAUAAGUGGUUGGGAAUUGCACAUUACACAGUAUGUUCGCUCAAAAGUCAAAGCAGAAGGAUAAAAAUAUUUCUGCAAAAUGUUGAGGUGUUGACUGAUGAGGAGUGGGAUGAGUUGGGUAAAAGGUGGCAGGAGGAGGAGCGUAUUGCUAUGUGUACAGUUGAUGAGGGGUGGAAUGAUAAGGAAGUGAAUGAUACCGAGGAUGAGAAUGAGGAUGAGGACAUGUUUCUAUCAUAACCUUGAGUAUACUUGGGUGUAUAGAUAUCAACAUUGAAUGUUGACGUUGAAGUAUACUUGUAUACCUAGUACCUAUC
Hypoxylon fragiforme is the source of this 1518-nucleotide messenger RNA. RefSeq lists its product as uncharacterized. Gene Ontology annotation, molecular function: protein binding. The transcript has 2 exons. Gene Ontology annotation, cellular component: nucleus. Lineage: Eukaryota; Fungi; Ascomycota; Sordariomycetes; Xylariales; Hypoxylaceae. The coding region runs from base 197 to 1441 and encodes 414 amino acids. The record is from RefSeq and is a predicted model, not a curated record.